ACCUAAAUGAACGAGCAAUUUUGAUUUCACAAAAAGAAAAGGCACAACAAGAGUUAGUAAAAGAAGCUGCUGUUAAGGUAAAUUUGUGUGGUUGCAACAUGAAUGUCAGUUUCUCCUCUUGUGAAAAGCUUCCACCAAACUUUUCUUUCAUCCUUUUAACUUUUUCCCACUCUGUUGAAGGCAGCAUGACGUCGUUUACAGUUGCCAAUCCUGAAACGGUUUCCCCUCUCCUUCGACCAAUAGGAGGCGACGAGGAGUGCCUGUCAGUCACAGGUGAGGGUGGAUGGUUAAAAAAAAAUUUGGUGAAAAGGGCCGGAGACUGGAGCGAGCCCGGGCUGAUGGCAGAGCUAUGCGGAGGAGCAGCAUCGUGCCUGUGGAUGUAGGAGAAACUUUUCCACGGCUUCUCCCGCGGGGAUGCGACCAGAAACCAACUUCUGGAGGGAAAGUUAAGCGACAGCAGCGCUCCACGGAGGGAGUAGCCUAAAAUGUGGAUGAACUGACAUUUGCUCCACUACUCGGACCGGUUAAUUACGCAGCUUGAAGACGGAGCAAACUUCGCUUUUCUGAAAAUGGCCGUUCGUGGCAACUCGCUGAUGCCUUUCUCAAUCCAAGCCAUCCUGAACAAAAAGGACGACAGCCGACACUUGCCAGAUUUGGACAUGUGCUUCUCCAAGACGGCGUGCUGGAAAAUAUUUGGGGAGAUGAACGGCGGGUCUGGGAGAGAUGAUGGGGAGUCUUGUGAGCCGACGGACCAGAAAAGCUACGACUCGGACUCGGGUCUGAGCGAUGACAACGACAGCAAGACUCCGGCCGUGUGCAAGUCGGAGAAGGACGGAGACCCUGCGUCGGAUGUGCCGGAGGAAAGUCUGCAGGAAGAAACGGAUCACGAGUCUGCAGCUGUGGAAAACGCAAAGAGUGACAGUGAGCCGAAUAAUGCUACAGACUCCAGCACCCUGGACGAUAAGAGCCUGGACCAACCCAAACAGAGGAAAAAGCGCUCCAGGGCGGCCUUCUCCCAUGCGCAGGUCUUCGAGUUGGAGCGCCGCUUCAACCACCAGCGGUACCUGUCUGGGCCGGAGCGGGCGGACCUGGCGGCUUCCCUGAAGCUCACAGAGACUCAGGUCAAGAUCUGGUUCCAGAACCGCAGGUACAAGACGAAACGCCGCCAGAUGGCCGCCGAUCUGAUGGCGUCGACCCCGGCGGCCAAGAAGGUGGCGGUGAAAGUUUUGGUGCGGGACGACCAGAGACAGUACAGCCCGGGAGAGAUCCUGCGGCCCCCGCUCCUCUCCCUGCAGCCGUCCUACUAUUAUCCCUACGCCUACUGCCUCCCUGCAUGGACACUCUCUGCAUGUGCGGGGAAUCAGUGAGAACUCGGUGACUGUAUUUAUUCAUUUUUUUGUUUUGUCAUUUCGCUCCCAGGAAAUCAAAGUAACUUUUUUUUGACAAGAGGAGGAGACAAGAAGGGACUCAUCAUCUGCUCAGCGUCUCUGCCUCAUCGUGUUGUCCAGGCCAGACCAGAGGUUCCCAAACUUUUUUUUGUGUUUUUUCCAACAUCCUCAAAUACUUAAACUGACUUCUUCCCUCGUUUAGUAAAACUGUCCCGAGGAGAGAAGUUGUAAAACUCUCUGAACUGUAGAUGAGCGGAGAGACCGGACCUCCUUAUAAAAAAAAUCAGUAUGUAACCUCUGAGGAGUGGCACAGCAGUGACAUUUAAGUAUUCCUCUCUUUGCUGGGGAGCCCCUUCAGGACCUCUGAAGCCCCCAGGACCCCACUGUGGGAACCAGCGGCCUAAACAGACUGAAAAUGUCACCUUAUGUUGGUUUUUAUUUUACAUGCGCCUUCCUACCUCUGCAGUGAUUGGAAAUAGGCAUAUUCCAUUGACUUUUCAAAUAACUGUCUCUGUUACAGGUUGUGUUUUUUUUUUUCUUGCUGUGUUUGUAAAGGUAAGAUAUUUCAGCACUUUUGAGCAUAUACAUGACAUUAUUUCAAUGUAAAACACAUUAUAGUGUGGGCAUGUACAGUGUCAGACUGAAAACAGGCGGUUUGUUGUGUUGUUGGCCUGAAAGUGAUCGUGUGGCCAAAACAGAGCAACUCCUAUUGAAAUGUACAUGUGUUCUUUGUGUUAAAUGACUGUUUAGACCGAAAAACAUUAAAACAUAUCAGGCAUUACUAUCA
This is a messenger RNA of Thunnus maccoyii (southern bluefin tuna), 2175 nucleotides long. It is a transcript of the gene nkx3-2, whose product is annotated as NK3 homeobox 2. The record is from RefSeq and is a predicted model, not a curated record. The coding region runs from base 570 to 1367 and encodes 265 amino acids. NCBI's taxonomy places the organism in Eukaryota, Metazoa, Chordata, Actinopteri, Scombriformes, Scombridae. Gene Ontology annotation, cellular component: nucleus. Gene Ontology annotation, biological process: cell differentiation; regulation of transcription by RNA polymerase II. The transcript is spliced from 2 exons. Gene Ontology annotation, molecular function: RNA polymerase II cis-regulatory region sequence-specific DNA binding; DNA-binding transcription factor activity, RNA polymerase II-specific.